Molecule: messenger RNA, 852 nt
Organism: Dermacentor andersoni
Lineage: Eukaryota; Metazoa; Arthropoda; Arachnida; Ixodida; Ixodidae
Source: RefSeq, a predicted model, not a curated record
UUCUAGCUCCCGUGAGCAAGCGGGUGUAAAGGUCAGCUGGAUUAUCCGCGUCCUCGGUGUCCCUCCUUCAGACCGAGCGGCGAGGAUGUCGACCUCUCUGCUGGUCUCUUGCGGGGACGAGGGGCACGCCGACGUCGGACACACCGGAGCGGCAGAGCAACCGAGGAAGAGGAGGAGGAGGAGGAGCGCGAGCGCGAGGAGGUCCCGACUGCGCCGCGUGGCCUGCGUCGCGCGCUUCGCGACCGCCGCGUGCGUGUCGGGCCUGGUCAUCUUGGUGAUCGUCUCGGUCGCGCACACCGUGGACAACGCCAGGGAGAAGGCAUCCGCCUGGAGAUUCAUCCACGAGCCCGACGACGACCCACGGCCGAACUUGACUAUCAUAACGCAAGAAGUUUGGGGCACGGAGGACACGCCACAUUUAAUCGGCUUUGCAACGGUGAACAACACGUGGAGUAGAUCGUCGAAUAGCACGGAAUUAUUGUCACCGAUAGCGUCAUUCGUCUUGCCACGAGAUGCAUUGAAAAACAGUGCCGAUCCGUAGAGAACAAUAUAACGGCAAACGUGUUUAUGAAUGUGUGCACACGUGUCAACACGACGCAUAUCUUAUUCUGAAUAAACCAUCCAAACGAAUCACUCAUGUAAACUUCAAUGCAUGGGAUUUCGCGAACGGUCGUCGUGAAUAUGUCAAAACAGCUACGGAUGACUAGAUGGAUGGAUGCUAUGAGCGUCCCCUUUGGAACGGAGCGGUGGGUUGCGCCACCAAGCUCCAGCUAUUAUACUGCUUAAUGUCCUACCUAGGUUAAAAAAGAAAAAAGAAACUAUGAACCCCUACAGCCAAAUGUUCUGAUCCCC